This is a messenger RNA of Nematolebias whitei (Rio pearlfish), 1026 nucleotides long. It is a transcript of the gene foxd5, whose product is annotated as forkhead box D5. Gene Ontology annotation, biological process: cell differentiation; regulation of transcription by RNA polymerase II; anatomical structure morphogenesis. The record is from RefSeq and is a predicted model, not a curated record. The coding region runs from base 1 to 1026 and encodes 341 amino acids. The transcript has a single exon. Gene Ontology annotation, molecular function: DNA-binding transcription factor activity, RNA polymerase II-specific; RNA polymerase II cis-regulatory region sequence-specific DNA binding. NCBI's taxonomy places the organism in Eukaryota, Metazoa, Chordata, Actinopteri, Cyprinodontiformes, Rivulidae.
AUGACUCUGUCCAGUGACUCUGAAGCCUCACAUCAACCUGGACUGCCUCCAAAUGAGGAUGAGAUCGAUAUAGUAGGCGGGGUCGAGUCGAUCCAUCCAGGGUUGUGCAGAAACGGAUGCGCCGCGGAUCCUGGAUCUUCAGCAGAAUCUGGUGCUGAAUUUGACUCCUCGGAGCCGGACUCCUCGGGGGAAAGUGAGAGCAGCGUCUGCGCAGGCGCUCCAGCUCCGAGCGGCGCGGUGAAGCCUCCUUACUCCUACAUCGCUCUCAUCACCAUGGCCAUCCUGCAGAGUCCGCUGAAGAAGCUGACGCUCAGCGGCAUCUGUGACUUCAUCAGCAACAAGUUCCCUUACUACAGAGACAAGUUCCCCGCGUGGCAGAACUCCAUCAGACACAACCUCUCCCUCAACGACUGCUUCAUCAAGAUACCCAGGGAGCCUGGGAAUCCUGGAAAAGGCAACUACUGGUCUCUGGAUCCAGCCUCGGAGGACAUGUUUGACAACGGUAGCUUCCUUCGCCGCAGGAAGCGCUUCAAGAGGAACCAGCCAGAGUUUGGCCAAGACGGAGUGGCGUUUUAUUCCAGCUUCAGCUGCUACCGGCCCUGCGGGCAGCCGUUUGGCGCACAGUGCCCACCCGCAUCUGUUCGGUACAUGCCACUGCAGGAUGGCAUCAUGAUGCCCCCCUCUUCCUGCCACCUAUUGCCACGCGCUCUGAACAGUCACACAAAGCGCAGUGGACCUGGAUACUCCAGAGCGCAGCCGUGCGCUACAGACCCGAAGCCUGGCGCGCAGGCGAAGUGCUCCUUCAGCAUCGACAGCAUCAUGAACAGACCCCCUCCUGUCAGCCAGCAGCCCCCGAACUCAUCGCCUACACAUUAUGGCGCACUCGGGUUCAACCACCUCGUGUUAAAUCCAGAUGUCUCUGUGUUGCCAGCUCUCCUGCAGCCUGUACGGACUCCUUUCUGCCCCCCUCCAGCACUGAGCGCUGAGAGUUUCAUACUCUCUUACUCUCCACUGCUGACACAUUAA